Molecule: messenger RNA, 1891 nt
Organism: Hyla sarda
Lineage: Eukaryota; Metazoa; Chordata; Amphibia; Anura; Hylidae
Gene: SNX8
Product: sorting nexin 8
Exons: 11
Coding region: 192-1424 (410 amino acids)
Biological process (GO): retrograde transport, endosome to Golgi
Molecular function (GO): phosphatidylinositol binding
Source: RefSeq, a predicted model, not a curated record
GUGCGGCGGAGGCGGGGUUGGAGGUCGUCACAUGACGGGGCCCGGAGCGCGAUGCUGAUAGAGAGUGAGCAGCGGGUGUGAUUGUGAUUACAGGUGAGCCCCGCGAGGUAGAAGGCUCCGGCGGUGACGUCAUCGUCCUCGUUAACCUUUUCACCCCUGGAUGUGUGCAGAGUUUUCCUGAAUGCUGCACAAUGGAAGUGACCCAGGGAAAUCCUCUGAUGCUGCCACAUACUUUACAGGAGCUGUUGGGUCAUGAUACGGUGCAGGUAGAGCUCAUUCCGGAGAAGAAAGGCUUGUUUCUCAAACACGUGGAAUAUGAGGUUUCAAGCCAGUUCUUUAAAUCUUCUGUGUACAGAAGAUACAACGACUUUGUCAUGUUCCAGGAGAUGCUGUUACAGAAGUACCCAUACCGAAUGGUGCCGGCGCUGCCGCCAAAAAGAAUGCUCGGAGCUGACCGUGAAUUUAUAGAAUCUCGGAGACGGGCAUUGAAGAGGUUUGUCAAUUUAGUGGCCAGACACCCCUCUUUCUGGGACGAUGUCCUCGUGAAUAUAUUCCUAUCAUAUAAUGGCCAGGAUGUCCAGAAUAAAAUGCGAGAAUCCAUCCGCGGGGUUGGAGAUGAAUAUAUGACGACUACAUUUGCUACACAAGCCAAGGAUUUCCUCCCGGCUGAUAUCCAGGUCCAGUUUGCUGCCAGCAGAGAGCUGAUCAGGAACAUCUUCAACAGCUUCUACAAGCUGCGGGAUCGAGCAGAGAGGAUGGCCACACGGGCCAUCGAUAAUGCCACUGAUCUGCUGGGCUUUGGAAAAGAACUAAGUGCCUUGGGCUCUGACACUACUCCCCUCCCUUCCUGGGCGGCUCACAGCUCUUGGGGGGCAUUGAAGCAAGCACUUAAGGGGCUGUCUGUGGAGUUUACUAUACUUGCUGACAAGGCGGCACAGCAGGGAAAACUGGAAGAAAUUGAUGUGGUGGAAAAGCUGAAUCUAUUCCUGGAUCUUCUUCAGUCCUACAAGGAUCUGUGUGAGAGGCAUAAGAAGGGGGUGUUGCAUAAGCAUCAGAAAGCCUUACACAAGUACAGUCUUAUGAAGCGGCAGAUGAUGAGCGCCACUGUGCAGAAUAAGGAGGCUGAGUCCGUGGAGCAGCUGGAGUCUCGCAUUGUUGAGCAAGAGAACGCUAUCAUGGUCAUGGAGUUAAGGAAUUACUUUUCCUUAUUUUGUUUGCACCAAGAAACCCAGCUGAUCCACAUCUAUCUGCCCCUCACCUCGCACAUCCUUGGGGCAUUUGUGAAUUCACAGAUUCAGGGACACAAAGAGAUGAACCAGGUCUGGAAUGAACUAAAGCCAAAGUUGAACUGUCUGUUUGUAGGAUCCUCCAACCUGGCGACUCCACCACUGUCCCCAGAGGAGAGACAUUUCUUUUCUCGCUAGCAUAACUUCCUGUGUGAUUUCUAUAAAUAGGACUUAGGGACUAUGCUAUGUUUGUCUUAAGGCAAUACAAUGGAAUAGGUAUUCCAUGCACACAUCUAUAGUAGAGACUUACAUGGUGUAAACGGUUAAAUCCAAGAAGUAUUCAAUAACUACACACCAGACGUAUAGGGGUUGUUCUAGGUUAGAAAAACAUGGCUGCUUUCCUGCAGAACCAGCACCACAUGUUGUUGUGUCUGGUAUUGAAGCUCAGCUAAAUUGAAAUGUAUAAGGCUGAGCUGUAGUACCACACACAACCCCAAAGCAUACCUGUACAAAAAGAAAAACUUUUCAUAUGUCCUAGGGACAAGUUAAAAAUAUAUAUCAGUCAGGGUCGUAGUUUCCAGACCUUGAUGGAGAAAGAGCAGAGCGCGUGCUCCCUGCCCCAUACUGUCUAUAAACCAGUGGUCUUCAACCUGCAGAUCUCAAGA